UGCAUUUGUCAAUCAUGCAGGCUAUGAUUUUGAAAGCUACGACCGGAAACUAAACGUGCUGUUCUGUGUGUUGACAGUGGUUUCAGUCACAUGGUGCCGCCUUGCUGAUGGAGCCAGAUGAGAGAGGCAGGAGGCGAGCCCCUCCGGUUGCGCGUCAGCAUCCCCUCAAAUAGGAAUCCGCUGCUGUCACUUCUGCUCUGCAUGCUGAGAGAGGGACGACUGUCACCCUGAAACAGCAAUCAAAGCCCCAAAUUCACUGUGAUGUCAAAGAAGAGGAGUAACGGGAGACUGUGAGGAGGCUGGGGCUGUUUUCCCUUUUUUUUGUUGUUGCAAAGAAUGAUAGUGAGGAUCAAGGCGCGCUGUCCCAGGAGAACUCAUCCGAAGAGCUGGCCGUGAGAGACCGGGAUGCUCCUCUAACGCACCGGGGGGCGAGUUUUCCUGAGCAGACGGUCUGUGUGGCGGAGUUUGAGCUCGAGUGGAAGUGAGCGAGAGGGAGUGUGUGUCAUGGAUACCGGGACAAAUUUAGAGGACCAUCCCUACCAAAAUUUGCUGCUCCUGGGAGCCAUAGCAGCAGCAUCUGCCUUUGUGGUCACCAUCCUCAUCGUUCUUGUCUGCGUGGGCUGCCAAAGAAAAAGCAAGAGCAAGCACCCCCCAGCCGGACAGAAAGGGACAUCUGUAAAUAUGCAGGGCACCCUUCGACAUCCUAAACUGAACUCCAUGAGCAAAUCUGACACCAGGCUACAUGAGAUCAAUCGCUUUCCCUGCAAUGGAAGUAACUCUGUUAGUAAGAGCCGUCCAGCCAGUAUGGACCUCCUGCUCCUCCACAGCCGGCGCUCCCAGACGGACCUGAGGCCCUCCCACGGGCGCCAGCUUCCCCAGAUCCCCACCAGUCCCCAGGGAUCUGGUCAGGGGGGAGGGGGGGAAACAGUAGGAGAUGGGGGAGGAGGAGGGGGAGGAGGAGAGGCCAGAGACCACACCUACACUGAGGUAGGCCUGCGGAACAAUCCAACCCCCACCCAUUGCCUGGAUGACGGCCUGUAUGAAAGUGUAGGUGUCCGGGAAUGUGACGCGGGUCCCAAGGUACCGUCUGCUCCACCACCCACAUCAAGCAACACUCCGGUUUCCAUCAGAGCUGCCCACAGCCCCCAAAUUCAGGCCAACGGAGCCCGUAAUGGAAAUGGGCAUGGAAAUGGUGGCAGAGGGAACGGCAGAGGGAAUAGCACCAUUAACGGACCAAUGACAGGAAGAGGUAAUGGGGCGAGUGGGGUCAACAGGUCCCCUGUGCCCUCUGUCAACUCUCUGGCCAUCCAAGAUCCAGCUGUAGCUGAAUAUGCUUCCAUACGGAAAUUCAUAAAGGUUGACAAGACGAACAGGAAGGAAAAUAACGGGGCCGACAGUCAGUCAGACAGCCAAUCGAGCGUGAGUGAUUCACCCUCUACUGCUCCUCCUCCACUACAUCGCAGUCAGGAGUUGCCACGCAAAUCGCUGGAACCAUUUCACCUACACUCCUUCCCAAAGGAGGCGGUGUUCAUGGGCAACGGGGAACAGUACAUCUGGAAGCCACCAGAGGAGGAUGACAUCAUCACCUUGCACCCACCUCCACACCGCAUAGAGAAUGGACAGGGGCACCCAUCGCCCCCAUCUGCAAAGGAGAUCGCAGACACCUAUUCCAUCGUAUGUAAAUCCCAGAAGAAGAAACCCCCUAUGGAAAACAACGGCGCAAAGACCCUCCCACGCUCCUUUGGUGGGGAUAGAGGAACCCGGGGCAGAGGCCGAGGGGUCCAGGCCCAGGCGCGUUCCCAGGAGGAACCCUGCUAUGAGCCGGUGGGAGACAGGUCCUGGCCCACAUGCGCAGUGGCUGAAUCCGACCCUGCGUACGCUACUAUUGACACCCACCGGAAACGUGAGCAGGCAGGAACCAAUAAUAGCACAGCUGGGGGUAAUGCCACUCUGAAGAGGAAGAAGCAGCCGCAGCAGCAGCAGGCACCACCAGCUGUUCCUCAGGGCUCAGGACCCACUGCCCCACCUGUUAGAGGCCUGCCUGGUGGGGAAAACUUCUAUGAGACCAUCAGCGAUGUGAAACAAGGGGGCAACAGCUCCAGCACCACCACCAUCUUCACCUUUAAUGAUGGGAUGGAGAUGUACGUCACUGGCCUGUAG
Molecule: messenger RNA, 2160 nt
Organism: Scomber japonicus (chub mackerel)
Lineage: Eukaryota; Metazoa; Chordata; Actinopteri; Scombriformes; Scombridae
Exons: 9
Coding region: 505-2160 (551 amino acids)
Biological process (GO): T cell receptor signaling pathway; negative regulation of T cell activation; intracellular signal transduction
Cellular component (GO): membrane raft; plasma membrane
Source: RefSeq, a predicted model, not a curated record